UUCGGGAAAUAAUGGCUGCGUCGCUCUUGGGAUUACUAACUCUACUGCUGGUGCAGCCCUUGGUCUUGUUUGCUUGGCAGGAUUACAAGGACUACAGGGUGUACGAGCUGAGGCCUCAAGGAAUUGCAGACCGGAAACUGAUACGAAAGUUGUCUAAGGAAAAGCCACUUUGGGAUUUUCUGGGAACGACUCGGAAUUCGAAUGAUAGUUCCCUGAGGGUGAUUAUACCGCCUGAAGAAGUUGAUAGUUCGGUUGAAACUUUUAGAAGCUAUCACUUGGAACAUCGAGUGCUGAUUGAGGAUCUGGCACCCUUGGUGCAGGCCCAGCGAGCGGAGAACAUAAAGAGAAAAGAGUUCAUCCAAAUGCCACACAUCGAAGUCCUGGGAGCAUUUUAUACCCACUCAGAAAUCAACGAAUACCUGGAUAGUUUACCAGAACGGUUUCCCAAACGAGUUCAGGUGAAGCAAUUUGGAUGGAGUUACGAGCGAAGACCCCUUAAAGUUUUGACCAUUUCCAACGGAGACGGGAAGCGGGACAAGCCAGUGAUCCUAAUCGAUGGCACUGUCCAUGCCAGGGAAUGGAUAUCGCCGUCCAUGGCCCUCUACAUCAUCCAACAGUUGUUGGAUAACUAUUCGGAAAACCAGGAGCUCUUACAAGAUUACGACUGGGUGAUAAUGCCAGUGGUAAAUGCCGAUGGAUAUGAAUACACUCAUACCGAUUCGCGUUAUUGGCGGAAGACCCGUCGCCCCACAAGUAAUCCGGAAUGCGUUGGCACCGAUAUCAACCGUAAUUUCGGCUACGAGUGGGGCCACGACGAGGGCUCCUCUUCAGAUCCCUGCGAGGGUAUUUACCGAGGAGAACGACCCUUUGACCAGCCCGAGUCGCAGGUCCUGCGAGAUGUUCUGCUCAAUUACCGGGGGCGACUUAACUUUUAUCUUUCACUGCACUCCUACGGCAACUACUUCCUUCUGCCUUGGGGUUAUACCAGAGAAUUUCCGGAACGCUACCAGGACAUGAUGUCUGUGGCGGAUGCCGGCGGCAUGGCGAUCGUCCACUCCACGAACGGCAUAUAUAGCUGGGGGAGCACCUACCAUGUCCUAUAUCCGACGUCGGGCGAUACGACAGACUUUGCUCUGGGAGUGGUCAAUGCCACGGUGGCCAUGACCAUGGAGCUGCCGGCGGCAGGAUUCCAGGGAUUCGAUCCCUGGGUUUCCCACAUCGAGCGAUUGGUCACGGAAAGUUGGGUGGGAGUGCGGGCCAUGGCCGCGGAGGUGAUAAGGUCCUAUCCGGCGUAAUCGGGCUGUAAAUAAAGAGACAUUAGCGACGAA
Molecule: messenger RNA, 1328 nt
Organism: Drosophila elegans
Lineage: Eukaryota; Metazoa; Arthropoda; Insecta; Diptera; Drosophilidae
Product: carboxypeptidase B
Exons: 2
Coding region: 12-1295 (427 amino acids)
Biological process (GO): proteolysis
Molecular function (GO): metallocarboxypeptidase activity; zinc ion binding
Source: RefSeq, a predicted model, not a curated record